Caenorhabditis auriculariae is the source of this 1517-nucleotide messenger RNA. The record is from the annotation of a GenBank genome assembly. Lineage: Eukaryota; Metazoa; Nematoda; Chromadorea; Rhabditida; Rhabditidae.
AUGGAAAUAGGUUUGCUUCUCAUUCUUCAAGAUCAAGACGGAUUAUCCCAUGGUCAGAAGCCAGUAACAUUUACGGAUGAGGUUUUUUAACAAUCAUAUUCUAACUAACUUGAAUGUUUAUUUUAGACGACGAUCAAGGAGUUGAGCAAAGCGAUCAAUUCCUUUAUGUGUAUUCAUCAAGAUUAUCAAGAAUUAUACCAUAACGGGAAGCAGAUUAUAUCGCUAAAUUCAACAUUAAAACAAAUUGGUGUGAAGGACGGCGACGAGAUUCUGAUCGUAAGUGUUUUUAUUAUUAUUUUUGUUCAUUUAGCAUUACUAAGCCAAAAUUAUAUUAACACGCAUUCUCCCAGAAAAUCAAACAAAUGCGAAAAAGUUUUGUACAAAAAUUUCAUCUUUGUUCCUGAGAGCUCUUCUUGCUAUCAUAGAUAGUGAACAACCUCUUGAACAUUUAGAACCAGGUUUUAUAAGGCUCCGCGCACUUUUAGGCUUACUGUAGAAAAAACACCGUAAAGACCAAACUUUUUUCCUAGUGGAGAAAAUUGGUCCAAACCAAUUUUAAAACAAAAUAUGUUCUCUUUUGACCAUUUAUAGUUAUAGAACUGACCCGGAAAAAAAUUUUUUUCUUUCAGAAGAGAAAAAUUCAAGUUUUUUGAAAAAUGACGAUUUUCGCAGUCUUUGAGUCAUAACUAGUACUAGAACCACCGAACGCCUGGAUUUUUAUUUUUUCAAUCGACGCGUUAGGGUCUUGUGAGUAGAGGAAAAAAAUGCCUAGAAACUCUGAAUCCGGGUGAUCCAGUUGACCUCCUUCUCGAAGAACGCGGCCAACUUGAAAAAUCGCAAAACCUUUGAAAAAUUUCUAUUUUUUUGUGAAAGCCGGAUUCCGUCUUGUUUUUUAUUUUCGUUCAACAUAACACAGCUUGCUGCGAAAUUACAGCUCAAAAAGUAGCGAGCUGGAACCCUUUGAAAAAAAAUUUCUGACGUUUUUCUGAUUUUUCGUUUUUUCGGCAUUUUCAAACUUUUCGCUCUAACUAGUACUAGAACCCCCGAAUGCCUGGAUUUUUAUUUCUUUAAUUGACGCGUUAGGGUCUUGUGAGUAGAGAAAAAAUGUCUAGAAUCUCUGAAUCCGGGUGAUCCAGUUGACCUCCAUCUCGGAGAACGCGGCCAACUUGAAAAUGAUUAAAUUUUUGAAAAUCAGUUACUUUCUUGGGAGCAGGACCUUCCCUCACUUCUUUUUGCCAAUCAGACACAAUCCACUCAACACAAAAUUUGAACAAAAAGUUAUGACUCUCAAGCAUGACCAAAAAUCCAAUUUUUUUCACUUUCUCGGAUUCAUCUGUCCUUUUCCAAUUAUUGAGCUCUACUGGAUUAGGAUACCAGGAAUGCUUAGAGUUUUUUCGUUGUACUGAUCCGUUACAUCUUCUCAAGUUCUUUAAAAAUAUUCCCAGGCUCUGUUUCCGGGUGAUCCAGUUGACCUCCAAGCAACCAAAGCGGUCGACCUCGAAAUCGAGCAAAAUUAA